Saccostrea echinata is the source of this 2492-nucleotide messenger RNA. RefSeq lists its product as uncharacterized. NCBI's taxonomy places the organism in Eukaryota, Metazoa, Mollusca, Bivalvia, Ostreida, Ostreidae. Bases 36 to 2261 code for a protein of 741 amino acids. The transcript has 2 exons. Gene Ontology annotation, molecular function: protein binding. The record is from RefSeq and is a predicted model, not a curated record.
AACUCAGUGGAGGAUAUUUUUUAAUUGAACAGGUCAUGGAUUUCCUUCCGGAAUAUGUUCCUAUCGACAUUGAUGCAAUUUCUGGUUUUCCGACCCUCCAUCUGUCUUAUAUUAUGGAAAUUCUUAUCCCAAGACGAUAUGUCGGAAAAGAAAGAAUUCGAGAUCAAAUAGACAAAGUCUUUAAUGGAAUGAAUGCAAUUCAACUUGAUGAUCUAAAAGUAAUCCCCAUAGGAAGCAAAGCAGAAGGCUACAACAUUCCGGACGCUGUGCUUGCCACGAAAGGGAGUAUCGAGUUUCUAUCAGAUGUUGAUGUUAUUUUAACAAAAGAAAAAAUCUUGGUUUGUAGCGACAAAACAAUGAUGGCCGAUGAAAAAUAUAUGAUGUAUCUGGAUACAGAAAAUGUUCAUCCAGGAUACUGUAGGCUUCAACUUAUAAAGAAACCAAAAAUGGAUCAUUUUGCUGUGUUGCAUGAUGCAGAAACAAACACUUACUUCAUGAGUGGAACGAAGUACCAAAAAGAGUUUCUAAAUCAGAUUCCGAUGGAUUCAGAAGCUGAAAGGGAAAUGUAUGAAUUACAUGGACCUGCUCUACAAUACCAAGAUACAAAGCCUUUUACAUAUGACAGACGUCAUCAGAAAAUGAUCAACCCAUACGACCAUAUACAUGGAUUUCACUGUGAUGAUUGGCCAAAUGUUGCGGACGAGUGGAGAAGACGGCAACGCACCAGUGAAUGGAUUAGUAGUGAACUCAUUGAAUCGAUCGUUUCCAAAGGUUGCUAUGCUGUUCCAGUGCCUCACAAAUUGAGCAAAACCCCAGACGUAGAAUGGCGGAUUUCAUUUGCUGAAGUUGAGCAGAUGAUCGCAGAAUUUGCAGUCACCAAUGCACAAAGACAGUGUUUUAUUUUUUCCAAGCUUUUAAGACACCAAAUUCAGGAGGAAACUUCUCAGAAGUUUUUAUCCUCCUACUGUCUAAAGAAUGUCUUUCUUUAUUGCUGCGAAAAACUCCCUGUCAGUGCUUGGGAUGAAAACCCAGGGUCCUGCCUUAUGUAUUUGCUUGACUCCGUUGCUGUUUGCUUACAACAGGGUGUCUUGCCCAACUAUUUUAUUCCAGAAAACAACCUUCUUGAUCUUUUCACCGAGGAAGACAUUAAUACAUCUAUGAUUUUACUGAAAAUGAUGAGAAAAAACAUAUUACCACCUGUGUUAAGGUUUAAUGACAACCACAUUUUAGUAUUUGAACGGAAUGGAUGCUUGACCACAAGAGUGACCUUUAGGUCCGUAAUAGCGUCCGUGUUAGAAGACAUUCCUUCUUACACCGAAACUAGAAAUGUAGUAGCGUCUUUGACUGGUCCUUUCAUGAAAACACAAUGCGAUAUUGCUUUGAUCAGACUGAAAGAAAACUGUAGUCUUUUUCAAUAUCAUCAAGCCUUCUUUGAUUAUUUCUUAAGAUCACACUUGCCAGCUAUUCAUAUCAUUGACCUGUUUAAUCUCAUUGGAUUGAAUUUAGGUGAUACUGAACUUACCCAGAAAUAUUUUGAAUCUCUCUUACAACUCCAAAACCAGUAUCCAGAUGUUGUAAAACUGAAAGGAAACUUAGCGUGCAUGUAUUUUGUCGGAUCUCGGUUAGUGAGCUACCCUUCAGACGAACAACUGGUCAGAGCCGAAGAACUUUUCAAAGAGGUUCUUGCAUCCGAAGGUGUGCAUUUCCCAACAACCGUUGAUUUUGCAAAUUACCUGUGUUAUGUACAAAAAUGGAGAGAAGCGGCAUUACUUUUGGAGCAGUUUAUCCAUUUUGAACAGGAAUCUCACAACCUCAGUAACUGUUACAAUACAAAUGAAAAUGUUACUCUUGACCAAAUGUUACAAAGGGAGUUUUCUCAUACAAAUAUGCUUCACAUAUCCUCUUUGACUUUGGCGUAUUAUUAUCUGAUAAAAUGUUACACAAACUUGAAUCUGCCAUUUUUGGAUAUCAUGAAGAAGUUUGAAGAGCACUGUUCCUUUACUCAAGUUGGAAUUGACUUUCAGUUACUCGGAUACUGCUAUAUGAACUGUGCAGAUUACGACAAGGCUUGUGAUGCGUUUAUGAAAGUUUUAGAAUUGGAUCCAAGCAAUGAUGUUGCUGCUGCAAACAUUGCUGUUUGUCAACAAAAACUUAAAAGUGAAAAAAGUCAAAACCCCAGCAGUCUGCAGCAGAUGCUGUUAAAAGGAUUUCUUGUUGCCUUGGAAAUCGUAGAAAUGAUGGUGCGAAAACAUUUAAUAUAGAGAACCUUAAGUGGAAUAUGAGUACCAGAUCAAGAACGACCCAUACUGGAAACUGAAAGCUUCCUCGUACUCUACUCCACCCGAACGCAGCUUGGAAAUACUGCAGGAACAACCUUACACACUAUGAUACUACUUACGUGUUAUAGAAAUAUCCAAUAUCCAAUUGAAACAAGCAUUCUGAGAGUAUUGCAUUAGCAAUACUAGUCCCCUACCGGCAAGUGUAAUCUGGUU